Molecule: messenger RNA, 1729 nt
Organism: Octopus bimaculoides (California two-spot octopus)
Lineage: Eukaryota; Metazoa; Mollusca; Cephalopoda; Octopoda; Octopodidae
Product: lambda-crystallin
Biological process (GO): fatty acid metabolic process
Molecular function (GO): NAD+ binding; L-gulonate 3-dehydrogenase activity
Source: RefSeq, a predicted model, not a curated record
CCCUAUGUCACUUCCGUUUUAAACUGGAGGUAAAGGACGGAUUUCAUUACGUUCGUGUUCUACAAGUUUACCAACUAAAUGUUUCAAGAACAGAUAAGAGGGAAAGAUAAUAGAUAACUGGGACGUGAGAGAACGACUAAAGUUGGAAAUCAGAUAACGAUACAUUAAAAACACAAACUAUAGUGGAUGAAUGAAUUAUCUCUCAUAAAAAGCACAUUACAUUCUAUUGUGUAGCGGGAUAUUAAGAACACCCAUUCGAAGAUUAUUUUGCUUGAAUAAAUAUAUUGAGAUAAAGAUAUCACUGUUAAAAUUUACUAAAUAGCAUUUUCACAGUAUUUAGUCAUACUGUUUAAUAACUGUUAAGUUUCUUCGUGAUGGCUUCUGAAAAGACACAGCUUAAAGAAGAGAAGGUCGCUAUUAUAGGGAGUGGUUUUAUUGGCUGCAGUUGGGCAAUGCUGUUUGCUGCUUCUGGCUAUAAAGUUUCUAUGUUUGAUGUCAAUCCUGAUCAAGUGGCUAAUGCUUUGGAAAAUAUCCUGUCUCAGCUAAAAAAUCUAGAUAAAUUGGGCCUUUUACGUGGCACUCUAUCAGUUGAAGAGCAAUAUCAACGCAUAUCAAAGACUGUGACUUUAGAAAGUUGCGUUAUUGGUGCUGUUUAUGUUCAGGAAUCUGUUCCAGAAAACCUUGAACUAAAAAAAGAAGUACUAAAAUCCAUAGAUUUAUAUCUUUCCAAUGAAGCACUACUAGCCAGUUCUUCCAGCUGCAUUGUUCCAUCAAAGUUAUCUGAAGAGCUUAAGCACCGGAAUCAAAUGUUUAUUGCUCAUCCUGUAAAUCCACCUUUCUUUGCUCCUGCAGUUGAACUUGUUCCUGCUCCAUGGACUGACAGUAAAAUCAUGAAUAAGGCAGAGAAAAUUAUGAAUGAAAUUGGCCAGGUACCAAUACAACUGAAAAAAGAGUGUGAUGGCUUUCUUAUCAACAGAAUCCAGUAUGCUAUUUUGCAGGCAUCAUGGCAACUUAUAAAAGAAGAUAUUGUUUCUGUUGAGAGUCUUGACAAAGUUAUGUCUGAAGGUCUAGGUUUUCGCUAUGCUUUCAUUGGUCCAUGGGAAACUGCUUACUUAAAUGCUAAUGGGAUGCUGGAUUAUGCUGAACGAUAUGCUGAUACAAUUUACUGUGUGCAAAAAACCUUUUCUCCACCAGAAAAAAUUGAAGGGCCUAUUCUGGAACGUAUUCAGAGGGAGCUCUCAGCCAAAGUGCCAAUGUCAGAUUUGGAUAAACGCCGUAAAUGGAGAGACAGUCAUAUGGCAGGCUUAGCCAAACUGAAGAAAAAUAUGAGUUCUGAAUUUUCAACUAUAUAGUUCUUGUUUAAACUAUCAACACCUCUUUAACAGAGUUUUCUACACUACACAGUACAAAGAAACAUUCUCUUUUUUCUUUUUUCUAUUUUUUCUAUUUUUAAUUGAUAAAUUAUCUUUUUAAUCACUUAACUUGCCAUAAUGGAAACAUUUAGCAAAGAAUUUCUUCUUUAUUUUCCUUUGAAACAAAUAUUUUUCUAUUAUCCCUUACUUGGAUGUCACACUUUCAUGGAAGUAGGAAGUCAAUCAAACAUCCCAACGUAUUACCAUUACUUAUUUUAUCAAUUCUCUAAGGUUAUAAGACAAAGUUAACUUUGAUAGUAUCUGAAACUAGUACAUAAAAGGAUGUUACUGAAUAUAAUAAAGCAGUUUGCCUAGUA